Messenger RNA from Punctularia strigosozonata HHB-11173 SS5, 2755 nucleotides. RefSeq lists its product as uncharacterized. The transcript is spliced from 6 exons. The coding region runs from base 34 to 2541 and encodes 835 amino acids. The record is from RefSeq and is a predicted model, not a curated record. Gene Ontology annotation, molecular function: protein binding. Lineage: Eukaryota; Fungi; Basidiomycota; Agaricomycetes; Corticiales; Punctulariaceae. Gene Ontology annotation, cellular component: cytoplasm.
UGACGACGCUCCUUUCGACGACCGCGACGCCCGAUGUCCGGCCAAACCCCGUUCUCAAACGCCCAGGCGCAAUAUCCGGCGCUUUACCUCUACGCACUCAAUGACUCCUUCGUACCGAAACAUAUAUCACUCUCGAAUAAUCAGCAUGUCAAGAUUGGAAGGCAGACCAGCGCGAAGACCGUCCCUGCCGAGCGGAAUGGUUACUUCGACUCGAAAGUGCUGUCGCGACAGCAUGCGGAAGUUUGGGAAGAGGGUGGCAAGAUCUACAUCAAAGACGUCAAAAGCUCGAACGGCACCUUCAUCAACGGGGAGCGGCUAAGCCCCGAAGGCGUCGAGUCCGAGCCAUAUGAGAUCAAGACCGACGACAUCGUUGAAUUCGGUAUCGACAUCGUCAGCGAAGACAACAAGACCAUCAUCCACCAUAAAGUCGCCGCGCGCGCAGUCUGUAUCUUUUCCGAAGCAGAUGCCCAAGCCGCCCUUCGCGCCGAACACGCCGCGCCUCCCAGCGGGCCCUCUUCCGCCGCCUUCAACUUCACUGCCCAACAAAACAACGGCACCCUCGGCCAGGCCCCCAAUGGUCAAGCCUCUAAUUUUGCACGCAGACCUCAGAUCCAGGGUAUGGGCGGUCUGGGCGGGAGCAUGCGGCCGCCCGGCAAGAGCGGCCUCACGUUCGAGCAUAUCCUGAACAGGCUCCAGGGCGAGCUGCAGAAGAGCCGCGAGACCGGGGCGGAGCUGCACAGCUUGACCGGUGCUAUGGGCGAGGUCGGCGACACCCUCGGCGGUGGCUUGCCUCCCCCUCCGGCAUACCCGUCGCAUUUGCCGCCCGUACGACCCGCUCAGAGCCAGCAGCACCAGCACAGCCAAUCCGAGCCCGUCGCCUCGGCCUCUGCGUCGUCUUCAUCGGACCGACCUCAGCCCGCCGCUCUCAACGAUAUCCAAGCACAACUUCGUGAAACCCAAACCAGUCUUGCCGCGCACGUUGAGAAGAUCCGUGCUCUGGAGGAGACGCUGGCAGAGCAUGCCGCUCUGAAACGUGACAUGAACAACCUUCGGGAGUUGAUCGAGGACCGGCGUCGCGUUCGAUCCUUCUCGCCCACGGACUCGGCCAACGUUCGCCCUAUGUCUCCGGAAGCCCAUCGCACCUCGCGGGAUCACCAUGACUCCUUCGACGAGUCCGCCGAGCUGGACGAUGACGCGAGGAGCAUCGCUUCCACGGUCAUGCCGCACGAGCUCGAGCGGGUGGACGAGGUGGACGAGGACGAGGAAGCUGAGGCGGAGCGCAUCCGGAUGCGCAUGGACGCUCAAGCUGAGGAGGAAGCGGAGGCUCACCGAAGAGAGCUUGCCGAAGACGGCGAAGAGGAGGUCGAGGAGCAGAGGAGGCGGCUCGGCCGACCGCGCACUCCCGAACCGAGCGGUUUGGGUAUGGACGACGAUCACGAAGAAUCCGGGGAACGCGGACGUUCAAAGGCUUUCGGGCGGCUAGCGGGCCCGACGUCGCCUUCAUCGUCGAAGGCAACGGCGGCCGACCAUGCCGAUAGACUGGAGGCGUUGGCCGCGCAGCUCGAAAGUGCGCUGGAAAUGUCGCGGAAUCUGCAAAGUCAACACGCGGCAGCGCAAAGCACGAUUCGUGAGCUCGAAUCCAAGGUCGGCACGCUGGAGAGCCUCGUGCGCGAGAGCCUGGCGCGGCAAAGCGGCGCUCCAACGCCAGCAACGCCAGCCUCCGUCCCAGAUGCGGUCGAUGCACGUCCUAAGGAAGGGCUGACAGAGAUACUCUCCGAGUGGAAAAAGUCGGUCGAGGUUCAAUGGGCCGACGUCCGCGAGGAGUGGGGGAGCGAGCGCGAGCGGCUGCGGAAGGCGCGCGAGGAGUGGGAGGCGCGGCUGCAGGCCGUCGAGCAGGGGGUGGAUGGGGUGGCGAAGAAGGUUGAGGACGGGCUCGCGGAGGCGGAGGCCAAGGUCCGGGCGACGCUCAGCAUUGCGCAUCACCUUGGGGCGAACGGCGACGCGAAGGGGAGUUCGCAUGGGCUAGUGACGCCGCCCAGCCCGAGGAGUCUGAGCGCGGACUCGAACAAACCGAGGAAUCGGAGGAGGAAUAAGAGUGGCAGGGGCCGCAGCGGGAGCCGCGACGCCGGGGCUAUCAAUGGUUCGGGAAGCACUGGCUCUGUGGACCUCAGCAGCAGCGAGCAAAGCUAUGGGCAGCCCAUUGCGAGUCAUCUAUCGGUGUCUCCGGCGAAGACCAAAUUGAGACCGCGGAGUCCUUGGGGGCCGGAAGGUAGUAGCUCGGACGACGAUGAGGAAACCCGGGUUGGCGACGAGAGGGAACAGGACGCUACGAAGUACCCGACGCCAAAGAGCAGCUGGACCGGGACCGAACCUAGUAAUACGGCACCUGGCACUCCGACAGCCGCGCAUCACCCAUACGCGAACGCGCUAGCACUCGUAGACUUGCAUAAUCCGCAAGUAUCGAGAACAUUGGCGACGCUCGUGGUCGGUAUCGCCGCCGUUGCGGUGGUGUGGAGGGUCAAACCGGAUACGCUUGCAUGACCACAGCGUCGGUCCUUCGUACCUAUCUCGCUCGAACCCAUAUGCCCACCCAUGCCUUUCUCGUUUCGACAUAUAACAUAUAUCCUAUCGAUAGCUCUGAACUCGUGCGUCGUCUUCCGUGUUCCUCACCUGUAUGCAUUCGCCUUGCCUCGUUUCGUAGUUUCCCGCCCGAUGUAUUUAUUAUGUGAUGACCUCAUGACGCAAAAUCUUCAAC